Messenger RNA from Cantharellus anzutake, 1343 nucleotides. RefSeq lists its product as uncharacterized. The transcript has 5 exons. The record is from RefSeq and is a predicted model, not a curated record. NCBI's taxonomy places the organism in Eukaryota, Fungi, Basidiomycota, Agaricomycetes, Cantharellales, Hydnaceae. The coding region runs from base 233 to 1066 and encodes 277 amino acids.
GAUCGUGAACCAUCCCGAUCCAUGAGGAGUUGCGCUGCAAUUCGAAAUUAAACGCUCGAAAAGCCGGAACAUGCUCAGCACACCCGUAGCACCAGCAUUCAUUCCUCUCACCCAGGGUCAUCUCAUGAGCCGAGUAAUUGGCCGCCGCGAUCACACACGUGUCGUUUGACAAAUCAGUGCAUUCCCCUUCCAACCUUUCUCUCCGAUUUCACUUUCGCGUAGCACCGCCAACAUGUCCCUCAGGCCCAACGUCGUAAACCCACUGCGCGACAUUCCGGGCUGCUUUGCAUGCCGUCUCAGAGGAAAGGGAUGCCAUCGAAGUUCCAGUGAUGAUGGAUGUGACAUGUGUCGCUUUGCACAUGUGGAGUGCCUUCCAUGUCCACCACCACUUCCAAAAUUAAUCAAGGAAUGUCCGAAAGCAAAGGCUUGCGUCACUGAAAUUCGAUCCCUUUCGAACGGAAAUCGGGUUGGCAUAGCCAAACUCCCGAAGACUUGUGCCUUCGCUCGGGAAUUUUUCAACCUGGUGGGGGACCAAACCCAACUACUUGAAGACCAGGGAAUUUACAAUGUGGAUUUACGAUCCCCGCGCACUCCUCCCCAGUCAUCCAGUAGCACUCAGUAUAGUGUUGGAAACCAACCAACUCUGGGCGCUCCGCCUGCAUUAGAUGUUGGUAUGAACAUGUUAUCGUAUACAACCAUUGGCACUUACCCCACACCGAACCGUUGUGUGAACUAUUACUCGUUCCCGCCAACCCCCUCGCCCGCUACACAUGCGGAUCUCAACCCCGGCUACAUCUACGAUGCGAGGUACGCUAGCACCAGCGUGGCAUCUAGUUUUCCGUCCCCAACCAAUCAUGACCCUUCGAUCCCCACCCCUCCAAUGGCGAGUGGGGCUCUCGGGAACACUUGCCCCCUUCCGUCUCCGCCCGUGUCUCCCAAUGCGUAUCAUGGUCAAAGCACCCCGCUGCACACCGACUGCCCCACGUUGUAUCAUCUCGAAGCCAUAGCCCAAAGUUUGGGCUACACGCUUGUUCCCCUGCAGAGCCGACUUCAACAUCAUCCUUGAAAAUUCACCAGUGCCAUCAGACCAUUGUGACUUCUGGCGUCCCUUCAGUAACAUGCAAUGCUAAUACCAGUGUCAAUCCAAUCGAAUUAUGUAUGCGUGGCUUCGUUUGUGAGCCGCUGGGAUUCCUGCUUUUGUUCGGCUAUGUAGUGCAUCUUUUCUUCGUCAUAUUGCGGUGUCACGCCCGCAGGCCCGCCUUCUCCAUGAAUCCGACUUGUAUUUACUCAUUCCCCAUCCAUGUGGUUUCCAGCCUAAAUUAGGUUGAUGCAAAGAAAUUCGC